Paraphaeosphaeria sporulosa is the source of this 887-nucleotide messenger RNA. Its product is annotated as Phox-like protein. Gene Ontology annotation, cellular component: retromer complex; early endosome membrane. Gene Ontology annotation, molecular function: phosphatidylinositol-3-phosphate binding. The transcript has 3 exons. The coding region runs from base 76 to 504 and encodes 142 amino acids. NCBI's taxonomy places the organism in Eukaryota, Fungi, Ascomycota, Dothideomycetes, Pleosporales, Didymosphaeriaceae. Gene Ontology annotation, biological process: late endosome to Golgi transport; endocytic recycling. The record is from RefSeq and is a predicted model, not a curated record.
CCCGCGCAUCACCCAUAAACGCAGCGCAGCCCCCCACAGACACACGCCUCGCCCGCACCGCCGCCCACGCUCACGAUGCAGUCGCUGCCCGAGUCGCGCCAGCAGUCCUUUGAGGAGCUGUACGGCCCGCCCGAGAACUUCCUCGAGAUAGAGGUCCGCAAUCCCAUGACCCACGGCGUCGGCCGCGGCAUGUACACGACGUACGAGAUCGUCAUGCGCACCAACAUCCCCGCCUUCAAGCUGAAGAGCUCGACCGUGCGCCGGCGCUACAGCGAAUUCGAGGCCUUCCGCGACAUCCUGGAGCGCGAGAGCGCGCGCGUCACGAUCCCCCCGCUGCCAGGCAAGGUGCUGACGAACCGGUUCUCUGACGACGUCAUUGAGCACCGGCGCGAGGGGCUGCAGCGGUUUCUGCAGAUUGUCGUUGGACACCCGCUGCUGCAGACGGGGAGCAAGGUGCUGGCGGCGUUUGUGCAGGAUCCGAAUUGGGACCGUCAUGCGUGGUAGACGAUGCCUGUGCAGACGAGAAAUUCACGAUACGCCGUUCUGCGGCCGACGAAGCACGCAGCGCGCGGUCACACGACGUCACGAGACCACGAGGAACGACCUGGAGAAGGAAGAUUCUCGGGCGAGCCGGCUUGUAGUUCAUACCACGGACAUUCUUCUUGGGCGGGGGGCAACGUCUUGGUUGUUGUUGGCUGCAGAGGGCAGGCGGGGUUGUUUCUAGGAGAAGUGCUCAUGUGGAGCGCGUCGAUACUGAUCGUAUACCCUUCCUCCUUUCCUUGAUCUGCCAUCCCAUAUCAAUUUCGAGCUUUACCAGAUAUCAAUUCAUCGUACAAUAACAAUUCGUCUGGCAUAUCGCAAUGCUAGGCCCGAAUCAACCGCUGGGC